UUAUUGAAGGAGAAAAACUGUGUGUGGUGAAUAUCAAAUUACAAAGUCACAUAUCUCUUCCUACUUUGAUCGCUACUGAACAUGUUUGCUAUUAAGCAAUAUGUUUAUAGACACAUACCCUAUGAAACAUGCUAGCUUGCCAUUCUUGGAGGGAAGUGAGAUAGAAAGGCAAUUAAAAUACAAAGGUUUAUUUUCUUAAUGGAUGAACUAGUAGAUAGAAACAGAGAGAGUAGGCUAAAAAUAGAGUCUAGAUUAAUAUGGGACAUAUUUGUGCUCCAUGUCAAAUCAGAGAGCCUGGGAGAAGUAAUUUUUAGCUAGUCAUCCUCUACACAUCUCUGCAGGGUUGAUCCUGUUCUAUUGAUUUCUCAAAAGCAACCCUGGCUACCCAGCUUUAAAGUGGCUUGGUUACCUCUCCCUAUCUCAAGACAUAAACAUACCUUUAUUUUUUUAACAUAAACCUUGAAAGCUUCCUAACUUGUAUUUAUCCUUUAAGUAGCAGGCAAAGGAAGGACAAUCAAAUCAGAUGUUUUCUCAGUUGUUUUUAUCGCUUUUGUAAUCCUUAUUAGCCCCUCCCUGCAUAGAGGAGGGCUGUCCCUUUUGCUAGCCAUGCUAUGCAUCAGCCGCCCUCUUGUGAUUAACAGUGGUGCAAUAAGAGUUAUUAAAAGGUAGUUAGAAAAGCGGAGCAGGCAAGCUGCUGUAAACUUAGUGUAACCUGAAGCAAGCAAUGAGGUAUCCUCUGGUUCCUUUGGUGAAUGAACUGACCUUUCCUCUUCUUUUCUUCUGGUUUUGUUUGCCAUUUGUAAUGCUGUUGAUCGUGAUUAUUAUCUGGCUACAGCUUCUGCUUAAUGAAGCGCAGAUGCCCAAUGCAGAAGAAAUAAAGAAACAAUCUUCUGAUGAGCCUGAUUCAGACUCUAAAUCUGAGAACGAACCAACAGAGGAAGAAAGCCAGAAUGACACAUCCAGUACAGAAACGCAAGAGGAGACACAAUCUAGUGGAUCUGUGGAAAAACUGAGGCCCAAGCCUGCUUAUCUGAGUUCAAAUCCAAAAAGCCAAAAGCAGAGUCUUUUUGCUGUAAUCUCAGACAGCUGGUCUCAGAGCCAGAAUGUAAGGUAUUCCUCUGUUGAGAAGAGCAAUUGCUGUAACGUCAUGAUGCUGUUGUGCACCAUGCUUUCUUCUCUCACCUGGAACUUUGUCUGCCAGUUGCUCCAGAUCUCUAAUGUCCUGAAGAUUCAACUGCUGCCAUCCUCUCUGAUUAUCUACGUGGCUCAGCUGUUUGUUUUGCUGGGUGAAAAAGUUGUGAAAAUCCUGGAUUCUCUGAGGCUGGAGGGCAGAGGGCUGUUGGCUUCAGUCUUGGGGAAGAAACUGGAACAGAAUGGUGAUGCUCAGAGAACCACCUCAGGGUGAAAAUAAAGCAGGUAGUCCCACAACCAUUAGCAGCAAUCCCGCUUGGCAUCAGUGAGGGAUACUGCAGCAUUGCAGAGGGAGGUUAAUUCUCUGAAGAGGAAACUUACUCAAGACUAAGUCAACAUUUGCUCAGAUCACUACAGCUACUUUCAGAGUGAACAGUAUCGACUGGCUAAAUAUUAAAUGGGUGACAGCACCCAGCCUCUUGCACAGUGCUUGGGUGUGUACCCUGCUCCUCUUCCACUUGAUGGGGGGGUGAAGUCCUUUUUUUAUAAGGAAAAAAACACUACACUGGCACCAGUGAUACUCUCUGUUCAUCCCUACUAAUAUUUGAUUUCAAACAAAUAAGAUCAGGGCAAUAACUCUGGGUGGCAGUGUAUACUGGAGGUUAAAUGUGGUACAGCCCAGUGAAGAUUUUAUUCCUACUGCAGUCAGCGCUUUUCUGAUGUCCAACUUGUCAGUUCUCAAAGUAGGAAACAUUUCAACACUCAGGUUUAACAAAUGAAACAAGCCUACCUCCAGUUAACAAGAGGUUAAUUAGAAACAAGAUUUUAAACAAGAAAUAAUUAAGCCCUUAGUAGAUACUGAGCAAGAAUUUCCUUCAUUUCUGGUGAGGAUAUGCCUUUCAGCUGCCUGGCUGAUAAAGGUUAGAUUGCAGCCUGAACAGGCACUCACUGACAGCUUGAUUUAACCAGUUGGUGGGACCACAAGGAGGUUGGUGGGACUGGGAUGAGCCAUAAUUUUGUGGCCUAAAUGUUCAUCCGGUCGUCAGGCUAUGAACAGAACAGCUGCUUGCUCCUGGCAUUGAUGCACACAUUCAAUAAACUGUUUUGUGGGUUUUUUUAAAAAAAUUUAAGACAAAUUAGGAAGUUUCAUCCCAAAGAGCACAUGGUGAAAAACAUUUGUCUCUGCUCCUCGUGUGAAGUAACUGUCUCUUGUCUCCAGAGUCUUGCACGGGCACUCGGUGUGCUAGUUAACACUGGGCUGCACUAAUUCCGCAGCAUGCCUUGUUUGUGUUUGUCUUUCCCUCCCCAUGCCCAAAUAUUUGUCCAGAGCAGGAUGCUUUUAAAUAAAACUUGUUUGUCCACAUUUUUAUUUUUGCAAGGG
Molecule: messenger RNA, 2512 nt
Organism: Falco peregrinus (peregrine falcon)
Lineage: Eukaryota; Metazoa; Chordata; Aves; Falconiformes; Falconidae
Gene: ADIG
Product: adipogenin
Exons: 3
Coding region: 725-1405 (226 amino acids)
Biological process (GO): fat cell differentiation
Source: RefSeq, a predicted model, not a curated record